GACAUAUAAAAUAAAUUACUUUUAAUUAACUAGUGGCAAUAAAAUAAAAUAAACUACUUUAUUAAUUAAUAAUAACUAGUGUUGAGAUUAUGAGACACAAAUAGACAUAGUCACAUACAUGUAUGUAUAAAUAGAGUGUGAUAGAGGCAGAGCAAUUCACAUUCAUUUCAUUAUUAUUCUAUAUACUCAUAAUACUCAUGGAUAAAGAAUUAUCAUCCACUACUCCGGCCGCCACUCACCGGAGCUCCGAUGAGGUCAGUUUUGCUGACACUGUUUUUGGGUUUUGGGAGGAAUUACAAGACUCGUCAGAAAAUUCAUCUAACUCCGGUAACGAUGUGGAAAUCAACGACGAUGAAGAUGAAGAAGAAGAAUAUGAUGUUAAUAACAUUUGCACUUUGGAAAAAGAUAAAUCAUUUUGGGAAGAACAAGAUCAACUUCUCAAGGCAACUUUGUGUAGAAGUAGCUCACGUGAAUCAAAGAUUAGGCAAGCUACAAAGGAGGCUAUGAGAGAAUUGAACAGGCCUGAGAUGCUAUGUUUGUGCCGGAGACCGGUGGUAGCAGAAUUUAUGAGCUGCCGUAAUUGUUUACGUAGAGAAAUAUGUGAUCAAUUGUCAAAUCUCGGCUUCAAUUCCACAAUUUGCAAAUCUAAAUGGCGAAGUUCAUCGGAGAUUCCAUCAGGGGAGCAUACUUAUUUGGAAGUGACUGAAAAUUCAUCAAACACAAAAAGAGGUGUAAUAAAAGUGAUUAUUGAAUUGAACUUUAGAGGUGAAUUUGAGAUGGCACGUGGUAACGAAGAAUACAAUCAGUUAGUUAAGCGAUUACCAGAAAUUUUUGUCGGAAAAGCAGAGAAGUUAAGAGUAUUGGUUAAGAUAAUGUGUUCAGCUGCUAAAAAAUGCAUGAAGGAGAAGAAAUUGCAUUUAGGGCCAUGGAGGAAACAAAAGUAUAUGCAAGCUAAGUGGGAUGGAAAAUGUGAUAGGUCAAUUUUGGAACCAAUAUUGCCUACAGUGUACUCAACUAGUAGGGCAACAAGACCUAAAGCUUCGAUGCUCACUUGUGAUUUAUUAUUAGAAAAUAUUGGGGGGCGUCAUUGUACUGCAGUUGAAGUUAUCUAAAUUAGAUGUUUCUUGUCUUUAAUUUUUAUGGGAUUUUGAAAAUCGUAGUAUUAAUUCUCUCGUUCUUAGAGGAAAUGAAUUUUGGUAUUUUAGAGUUUGACCGAGAAGUAAAAAUUGUUCUCAUCAGAAAUUGAACUCGGAUAAAAUCGUAGUAUUUAGUUAUUGUAAAAGUAUAUAGUGAACUAGUAAUAGACCCGUGCUAUCGCACGAGUCGUAACUUUAAGUUAUUAGUAAGAACUUAUGUCACAUAUGAUAAUUAUUUUAAAUUUUUUAUCA
This is a messenger RNA of Trifolium pratense (red clover), 1388 nucleotides long. RefSeq lists its product as uncharacterized. Bases 198 to 1112 code for a protein of 304 amino acids. The record is from RefSeq and is a predicted model, not a curated record. NCBI's taxonomy places the organism in Eukaryota, Viridiplantae, Streptophyta, Magnoliopsida, Fabales, Fabaceae. The transcript is spliced from 3 exons.